Messenger RNA from Monopterus albus (swamp eel), 939 nucleotides. RefSeq lists its product as uncharacterized. Lineage: Eukaryota; Metazoa; Chordata; Actinopteri; Synbranchiformes; Synbranchidae. The transcript is spliced from 5 exons. The coding region runs from base 29 to 649 and encodes 206 amino acids. The record is from RefSeq and is a predicted model, not a curated record.
CAGGCAGCUGCCAGAUUGUUCUAGACCCAUGUUCAGACUUUCCAGCGUUUCUUCUCAUGCCUGUAUUUCCUGUUAUGACAUUGGAUUGCCUUUGAGCACUGAAUAUUGCCUUGCCCUUCUGUUUUGGACUGUUUUCCUGGUAUUCAGCUAUCGGACUUCCCUCUCCGACCCCUCACUUCAGAUCUCUCAGCUGUGUGAGUUUGUUGGUUCUGACCUUGGACUGUGUUCCCGACCUGAGGGAUACUGUCUGAGCAGUAUCAAACACAGAUUAAGUCAUGUUAAUGGAGCCAUUGGAAGAUCUAUGCCCUGUUACUGGCUGACACGCAGCAAAGAGCCUCCAAAGAGCCCACAAUUGCACAUGACCUGUAAUAUCAGAAGCGUGAGAAUGAGAGUCAGAGAAACAAGGACAGAAGUGGCUAGCGAGGAGACAGAUAAGCCAACCAUUCAUCUAGGGAUCACUGUCUUCCCCAUCCUUUUUCUUCUUCAGCACUGCCACAUGUGUCUGGCCUUGUGCAGUGAGCAGACCUCGCCUAUCAAGAUCUUUGUAGGAAGGAAUCUGAUCCUGACUAAGCACAGCCGGUCACAGGACGGAGCAGAAACACAUGCAGCAAAACAUCACCAGGCUUCUGUAGCAAUCAGCUGGAUCUGAGGUCAUCUGCACAUGGAAACACUGAGCCUCACCAGUGACAUUUGUCAACAUUCAUAUAAAGGAGAACUAGUGCUGUGUACUAAAAAAGAACAAUAAAACACAUGGGUGGAACAUUUCCUUAGAUCUGUGUGAGUUAAGCCUAAAUGCAUGAUACAUUUUCAUUAGUUCUCAUUUUGUCUUACAUGAGACUAAUAUAGAAGGUCUCCCAUCUGGUGCCAAAUGUCAUCACGUAAACAAACCUCAAAUUGCACUGAAUGUGAAUGUUUGUGCCAGAGAUACAUAGAGCCAUG